Molecule: messenger RNA, 6966 nt
Organism: Phymastichus coffea
Lineage: Eukaryota; Metazoa; Arthropoda; Insecta; Hymenoptera; Eulophidae
Product: ATP-binding cassette sub-family C member 5-like
Exons: 21
Coding region: 115-3984 (1289 amino acids)
Biological process (GO): transmembrane transport
Cellular component (GO): membrane
Molecular function (GO): ABC-type transporter activity; ATP hydrolysis activity; ATP binding
Source: RefSeq, a predicted model, not a curated record
GUAGAGAGUUGUCCGAGACUAUUCCGCAGCAAGCGCACGCGAGUCUUUCGAGAUGUGCCAAGAAGUCGAGUGUACGUGUAAAAGUGCAUAGGAACCAACUCGAAUCGACCGACAAUGAACAUCGACAGUACGGGUUUCUUUUCCUACGUCUUCUCCUCGUGGCUGACGAAAUAUUUGUGGAAAGCUUACAGAAAAGGGAUCUUCUUAUCUGACCUACCUCCUAUUGCGCCGUUAGACAGCUGCUCUUGUAAUGCACAAAAAUUUGAAAAUUUAUGGAAUGACGAGUUACGAUUACGAGGUCCAACCUCAGCCUCGUUGUCACUUGUCGCAUGGAGAUUUGUGUGUUUUCGCGUUCUUAUCUCGUGCGUAUUGAACGUCGGUUCGCAGAUCAUAAACUUUACGAUGCAGACGGUGAUGCUGAGACACUUCCUGGAGUUCCAUGAGAAAGUCGAGGAUAAUUUCUUUUGGGGUAUGCACUGGGUGGUUUACAUUGUUGGCUUCGAUUUACUACAGAUGAUUCUCUACAGCUGGGGUGAUAUAAUGAAUAAGAGAACUGCCUUAAGACUCAAGUCCGUGUGUCUGAGUCUUUUGUUCAAAAGAGUCCUACAUCUGAAUAAUGUCAAUGCGAAUAAUACGCGAAAGCUUAUAGAAAUGCUGACAAAAGACGGGCAGAAAAUUUAUCAUGCAGUUGAUUCAGCAGCAUCGAUAAUCGUAGGUCCGAUUGUAGCGCUGUGUGUAGUGAUUUGCAGCUCAUUAUGGUUAAAUUCAGUAGCCGUACUUGGUCUCAUUUUAUUUCUAGUGCUUUACGUUGUACAGUAUUGGUUUGUAUAUUUGGUAAACUAUUGCGAGGAAAAUGCGAACGAAUACACAAGAGAAAGAAUACAAAAAACAGUUGAGAUAAUGGAAAAUAUAAAACUAAUCAAAAUAAAUGGCUGGGAACAGCAUUUCAUUCAAAGUAUAUCAAAUAUACGCAAUAAGGAAGGCAAAUGGCUUUGGAAGCUGUCUUACGUCAAAAGUCUUAACUCGUCAACGAUGGAUGCUCUUCCAGUCAUUGCUAUAAUAAUGAUGUUUUUCCUGCAUGGUACUGUCGGCUAUAACUUGAAAGUUUCUAUAGUUUUUCCUAUUUGUGUGGUGAUAAUGGUGCAAAUGAAUGGAGCUUUUAGAUCGAUAAAGCCAUCCCUAUCGCGACUGAGAGAAUCAUUAGAAAUUUUCAAAAAUAUCAAGGGUGGCUUGUUGAUGGAAGAUACGAGUUGUCAUCCGACAAAACCUUACGAACCGUCACAAGCAGUAGCUAUAGUUAAUGGAACUUUUGUUUUCGACAUUCGUAAAAAACAAACUAACGAAAAUGAGAAAAACCGUACCAAAGAUGAAUUCAUAAAUAAAGACAACGCCACUGAGAAUGAGAAGUUGAAACUCAAUCCGCCGACAUUCGAGCCAAAGCGCAUAGAAAUAUUAACCAAUAUAACAUUUAAAGCGAAGAAAGGCCAACUAAUUGGAAUCUGCGGUAGACCAAGCAGUGGUAAAUCGUCGCUGCUGCUGUCGGCACUAGGUCAAAUCAAAAUGAUUAAUGGCCAACUUAUGAGGCAAGGUAGCUGUGCGUAUGUGGGACAAAAAGCAUGGCUUGCCAAUGCCACAAUCAAAGAGAACAUUCUAUUUGAAGAAGUUUAUGAUGCGAAGAGAUAUUACGAGGCACAAGUAGUUUGUCAAUUGAGACAAGACAUAAGGACUCUAACUGAUGGUGACGAGACAGAAGUCGGUGACGAUGGCGUUGACGUUACAGAGAGCUUCAGGCAGAGAAUUGCCUUGGCUAGAGCUUUCUAUGCUGACAGGGAUAUAUACUUCUUGGACGAUCCACUGAGUUCGAUGGAAGAUAAAAUCAGCAGUGAAAUAUUCGAGGAUCUUAUCAUUCGAGCACUGGCUGAAAAAACCAUUUUGCUGGUGACGCAAGAACUCGAGUAUUUGGAUAGAUGCGAUUACAUGUACAUUAUACGUGACGGCAAAAUAGCGGAACAUGGAAGACAUAAAGAUUUGAUGAGGUUGGGGAGAGAGUAUGCCUCUAUGGUGAAAGCUGCUGCCACCGAUGAUGCAGAAGAUGGUUAUGUUGACGAUAUAUUGAAUGAAGAAGAGGAAAAUUAUUCUCCCGAACGUAGACAAUCUGUUUUAAAUAUAGAUUUUCCAACGAAUAAAUCAAUUGAAGAAGACGAGGAAGAUGAUGACAAUUCAGAACCUCAAGGAAUACCACCAAAGAUUUAUCUAGUAUAUAUCAAAUUUCUUGGCAGCUACUUCUUACUAUUUUCGGUAAUAAUGUCAUACUUGAUAUACUCAGGUAUGCAAGUUUUUAGUUUAUGGCGUCUUGCAGCGUGGAUACAAUUGAUAUGUAAGAAUAGCGUUCUAUUGCUCACCGACAAAUAUUAUCUUCUUGCGUACUACCAUAAUUUGUUUGGAUUUUGUUCUAUUCUCAUUAUUAUUGGUUGCAUAGUGCAAAGUCUUGCUGUACAAUAUGCGGCAGUUAAGAUUGGUCGUAAUGUACAUACCGAAUUAAUAAAUAAAUUAGUAUACUCCCCGAUGAGAAUUUUUGAUUUUUCAUCGAAAAGAAUGAAAAAAUUAUUUUCAUAUGACCUGUAUAAUAUCAGUCUUCAACUACCAUUAAAAUUAGAUAGAACUUUGAGAUACAUGGCAUUAGGCAUCACGACAUUUUUUGUACUAAUUAGUACGAUUCCAUGGUUCAGCAAUUAUGUUGUAUUUACUAGUCCAAUAUUCUAUAUUACGGGAAAAAUGUACAUAAUCGGACGCAAAAAUUUCAAACAUUUGGAAUACCAAAUGAAAAUGAAAACAAAUAUGUUUCUCGAAAACACUAUGCAGGGAUUGAGUACUAUCCGUACUUUCAAGAAAGAAACUGACUUACUGAGCAAGUAUCAAAAUAUAGUUGAUAUAAAUACUGCAUGUUGCUUCAUCAAAGGUGUAUCCGAAAGAUGGUUAUUAGUGAGACUGCAGUUAAUGUCGACAAUUUUUAUACUCGUUGCAUCCACUGUGAUUAUUAUUUUAGAAAAAGAAAUAUCACCAACAAUGUCUGGUUUAACAUUCAUUUAUAUUCUGACAAUACCGAACGUCAUGCGAAUAGGAAUGCGAUACUUUUUGAAAAUCGAAUCAAGUCUUCACAGCGUGCAAAAUAUCUGUAGCAAUACCGAGAUACUUAUUGACGAAGUUAACGAUAAGAUUGUUACUGUACUACCCGAACUCGAGUGGCCAACGACGGGUACGAUAGAAUUUGAUAAAGCAGUAUUAAAAUACAAUAAUAACGAUGAAGAAGAUGUUUUAGAUUGUGUUUCAUUUUCCGUUGGCGAUGGUGAAAAAAUAGGUGUAUUGAAUUUAUCCGGUUCUGACGAGAACGCUUUAAUUUUAGCUUUAUACAGACUUUAUGAGUUGAACAGCGGAUCAAUAACCAUUGACAAGGUAGAUUUAUCAAAAAUAAGUAUCAAAUUAUUGAGAAGCCGAUUGUCUAUUGUUCCUCAAGAUCCAAUAUUCUACGGCACAAUUAGGUUUUUCUUGGAUCCAAAAAAACAACAUACAGAUGCCGAAUUAUGGAAUUCGUUAGAAAAAGUACAUAUGAAAGAUAGAAUAGCAGCUUGCGCGUCGCAGCUCCAUUACACAAUCGAUGGAAAAACUUUUAACGUAAUUGAAAAGCAACUGCUGUACCUUGCGAGAGCUUUUCUUAGUCAAAAUAAAAUACUAGUAUUAGAAGAAUGCGAAGCGCCUGAAUCAUUAACUGGAUUAGUACAUCAAGUAAUUGAAAAGGAAUUCCCCGAUGUAACAGCUUUGCUUAUUACUCGCAGAUUGAGGACAGUUUUAUCGUGUAAUCGCGUUCUCGUUAUGGAUGGUCGUGGAGUUUUAGAAUUUGACAAGCCAUCGUCACUGUUAGCUGACCCAAAUUCCAAUUUGAAACAGACAAUGGUCAAAAUCGAAGAAAUGAACCGAAGAAUGUGAACGACAAUUCAAUGUGAAGCCUCUCGUGCGCUCUGUGCAAACAUCGCGGCAUUACAAUAACAAAGUGAACCGCGAGCGAGCGACCGCUAACGACGACAUUAAUAUCGAUAUUCGCCACACGAAUAAAAGCCCUGAGCGCAUAUAUGAGGAGCGUGGGCACAUUUAGGGAAAUGUUUGCCUUGUACGCCGAGUACAAUUUCCCUUCCCACGGGAUGUGUUGCACAAAUGCCCGCCGGCACUUUUUCAAUGUACUACCUACUGCUGCCACCACUGCUGCCUGCUUCAGGAUUACAGAAGCUUCUGCUGCAUGGGAAUUCAAUGAGGCCAAAUCUAUUCUGCGGUUUGCAGAGCAUAAGUUUUUUCCAUUUUGGUAGAUAAUGCGAUAUUGAUUGCAUAAUUACUUGAAAAUUUUUUAUUAUGUUGAGUCGAUAUUUCGUUCUAUACAACCUUUCAAGCAAGCUGACAAUUAUCGUGCUAAGCAUCAAUAGGAAAAUUUAAAUUGAUAAACUAUACACAUGCAUUGGCUCUUUAGUUGAAAUGUAGCACAUUUUGCUCUAUAUUCAGGCAAUAUUGACUUUAUCGAGAAUCACUUCAUUGAAAUCCAUUAACAGAUACACGUUUAUUUCGCUUACUCUAUAGGAUUCCCAAAUACAAUCUAUUAAAUCUUCAAAUAUAUACUUAUAGUAUACGUAUAUAUAUAGUUCACAAAUUCAAUAUUCAAGCCAAUUUCAAUUUAAUAUGUAAUACUGACAGGAAAUAUAGAAUAAAAGAUGAGUUGUAAAUGCUGUAAAGCGGAAUUUCCCGAUAUUGUUUCAAAGAGGAAAAAAGAUGAGAAAGAAAAAAGGAAAAAAACAAGAAACUGGCAUUAAAAAAUUCCCAUUAACGACGUAUUUCUUUUCUUCCAUUGUUUCGUCUCGCUCUCUGGGAUCGCUUCGAAGCAGCCCCGUCUCCCACGUUUUAAUUAAAAGUUUCUCAUUAUUCCAGUUGUUUGCGAGCGCCGGAAAGUAUAAGUUCAAGAUGUUAAAAAAAAUUUUUUUACCGCCUCCUUUUUAUUUUUAAUUCCUCGAAAAAGAAAAUAAGCUCGAGCUCAGCUGCUGUCCCCUCGACUUUACACAAGAGAAAUAUGCAUUGCUAUAACUGUGUUAAACUUUUACAAUAUAACGUGAUAUUUAUGGUUCGGUAACUACGAAUAUAUAAUUUCUGUCAAAAAAGAAAUGCCAAAUAAAUAUAUUUUCAGCUCUUUUGUUGGUAUAUAUAACUGCUGUAGAGUGAAUGUAGAAGUAUUAAUAGGCAAUUCCAGCGACAAUUCACAGUCAAAAGUUUUGUCUCUCUGGUGAAACGACCCAUCAUCAAAGGAGUUCUAUUUGUUUUAGUACAACAAAGCCACGCAUCAUAAAUAGCAAGUCGAAUGAAGCGUCCAAUAAAUGUCGACAAAAGAUAUUUUAUCAAUCAUGUGAAAAACGUUAUUCUCCACACUCUUUGACAUUUUAAGCAUCAUAUCAAGUUUCCCUUAUACCCAAAGGAAAAAAACAACGAAGAUGGAAAAAAAGAAAAGUAAGCCCAGAAGUUAACAGAAUGAAUUAAAAUUGUUUUUCGAUGUGAAAGAAAAAUAUUUACAUGCAACGCCUAUGGGUGAACAAAGUUUGUGUGUCUGGCGACUGUAAACAAAUAAAGGGAAGAGAAAAAAAGUCGUGCGCCAAAUGGCGAGUACAAAACAUUCGAAUGAUUUCGACUACAGUGUAAAUACAUUUCUGUUUGGAUUAGCACGGAAAUUCGGUUGCUGCUGCACACUCAGUUUAUACGAAUAACAUUUGAAUUGCCAGUUAAUUACAAUUCAAUCGCGAUUUUAUCACUACCGAGUUGCUCCCGUGGAAUAUGGUUUUCCCGUACGAUGUCGACCUGGAUUUAAACAAAAUAAAUUAGAUUCGCUAGCGAUGUAAAACAUUGAUUUACCGUAAGCUGUUGACAAACAGUCCUAACAUUUCGUAAAUAAAGUCAUGAAUAUUUGCCUUGUUUCGCGGUUGAUAGAAUUUUAUUUUCUUUCUAUGAAUUCCAGAAAAUUCUAAAAUUCUAUAUUAAUAACUAACCAGCUUUACCUUACGACAUCUCAUUUCAGUAGAACACGUAAAAGCACUGAUUUUCCGUCCUACUAUUAUCCACCACUACCGGGAAGAAAAAAAGAAACGAAAGAGAGGGAGGGAGAGAGAGAGAACGAAAGAAAUGGAAUCUUAUUAUCUCGCGGCUGCAGAGCAUUGAGUUUAUUUUGCGUGAAGAAAAUUAUGAGCAGACGUUCCUUUCGUGCUGUAUAAAGCGGUAGCAGCAAAACAAAGGAAAGUCGCACUUCUUUUAUUAUUCGCCGUAGUAGCCUGAAUGUAGCAACGCAGAAAAAUGUCGAGAGUAACGAAUUCCAAGCGUUGAAUUGCGUUUCUGAUCACGUUCCCACAAUAUUGAAUCCGUUAAUUAGCGUUAUGAGCCGGGUAGAGAGAGGGAGAGAGAGAGAGAGAGAGAGAGAGAGAAAGAAAAAGAGAGAGAGAAAUUGAGAAACAUAUAUAUCCACAUUGAGCUUCGUUUGCACGUGACGACAUGGUAUCACCAGCAAUAGCAACGUAUUUUUUUCCCUACCGACAAUUCGAAAAAUUUACAUAUUACUCGUACACCAUUGAAUGAACAUGCUGGCUACGAAAUUUUACGUUACACUAGUCGUGUCUGCGCGUUCCGAACUAAAUGAUUCAAGAAGCAGUAUGGAAAUUUUGGGAACUACGUGAGACGAAAAUGUGUGCGUUCCUCCUUGUAUUUAGUGUGUGUAUAUGUGUUGGAGACCUGAAACUCGAGACAUGCCGCUAAAUCAUGCCAAACUUCAUCUAGAAUUAUGCAAGUUUUCUCUGAUGUAUGAACAGUUAGAGUGUGGAAGUAAUAUCUUCCUGCUGUCGCGCGCACAUAUUACAUGUCGUCUUGAACGUUUUAAAUAACAGAGCAGUUCAA